UAGAGCGCGCUGCAGGGGAGCGGGGUGUUGGGGGCGCUGCAGAGGGCGCGGGGCCCCCCCGGAGGGCACGGCCGGAAGCCGGGGCGGGGCCCCCGCGCGGGAUGCAGUGAAGGGCAGACGGCGCGGCGGCGGCUAUGAGUGCCUCUGCGGCCACCGGGGUGUUCGUGCUGUCCCUGUCGGCCAUCCCGGUCACCUACGUCUUCAACCUGCUGGCGGCCCAGCACGAUUCCUGGACAAUUGUAGGAGCUGCUGCCCUCAUCCUGCUCCUGGUGGCCCUGGCGGCUCGUGUUCUCGUCAAGAGAAAACCACCCCGGGACCCACUGUUCUACGUGUAUGCGGUUUUUGGAUUUACCAGCGUGGUGAACCUCAUCAUAGGACUGGAACAGGAUGGAAUCAUUGACGGGUUCAUGACACACUACUUGAGAGAGGGUGAGCCGUAUCUGAACACUGCCCAUGGGCACAUGAUCUGCUACUGGGAUGGCUCUGCUCAUUACCUGAUGUACUUAGUGAUGGUGGCAGCCAUUGCAUGGGAGGAAAGUUACAGAACCAUUGGCCUGUAUUGGGUUGGAUCUAUUAUUAUGAGCAUUGUUGUUUUUGUGCCAGGAAACAUUGUAGGGAAGUAUGGAGCGCGCAUUUGUCCUGCCUUUUUCCUAAGCGUACCUUAUACUUGUCUUCCGGUCUGGGCUGGUUUCAGAAUCUAUAAUCAGUCUUCAGAAAGUUACAAUUAUCCCUCAAAGGUUGUUCAAGAAGUCCAGGCGAAGGCCCUGCUGAGAAGGCCCUGUGAUUUAACACUGGUCCUGUGUCUUCUCCUGGCAACUGGAUUUUGCCUGUUUAGAGGCUUGAUUGCUCUGGAUUGCCCAGCUGAGCUCUGCCGAUUUUAUACACAAUUUCAAGAGCCCUACUUAAAGGAUCCUGCUGCUUAUCCUAAAAUCCAGAUGCUGGCGUAUCUGUUCUAUUCUGUCCCUUACUAUGUGGUUGCACUUUAUGGCUUGGUGGUUCCUGGGUGCUCCUGGAUGCCUGACCUAACACUGAUGCACGCUGGAGGUGUAGCUCAGGCUCAGUUUUCUCACAUCGGUGCUUCUCUUCAUGCUAGAACUGCUUAUGUCUACAGAGUCCCUGAAGAAGCCAAAGUCCUUUUUUUAGCAUUAAACAUAGCAUAUGGAGUUUUUCCUCAGCUCCUGGCCUAUCGCUGUAUCUACAAACCAGAGUUCUUCAUAAAAACAAAGGCAGAUGAAAAAGUUGAAUAAAAACGUUAUUCGAUGUUC
Molecule: messenger RNA, 1265 nt
Organism: Manis pentadactyla (Chinese pangolin)
Lineage: Eukaryota; Metazoa; Chordata; Mammalia; Pholidota; Manidae
Gene: TM6SF1
Product: transmembrane 6 superfamily member 1
Exons: 10
Coding region: 135-1247 (370 amino acids)
Cellular component (GO): lysosomal membrane
Source: RefSeq, a predicted model, not a curated record